CAGCCACUACCCCACACUGGCUCUCAGGCAAUACGUAGAGCAGAAACAAACCAAGGACUCCGAAGGGACGAGGAGAACAUCUUGGGGACUCUACACAUUUCACACAAACAUCACUUUGGAAAGGCCGCCUUUCUUUCUGGACCUGCUCUGUAAAACCAGCAUAACAACAGGCCUCAAUUUAGUGGCCAGAUGCUUCUAACGUAUUUGCUGCUGGGGAAAAUGGUGGUGCUGGACUGAAUUAGAAUCAUCCACCUGCAGAAGAGAUGGCGGAAGAGAAGGAAGAAGGGUUCGCGGCCCCUCGUCCCCAGUUCCAGGCAGUGCUAGAGGAGAUGAAGCCCAGAAUCAAGAAGGAGAGAAAAGACCCAGCAACACCCAACCCCGGACUGGGAUCCAGUGAGCCAAGAAGAGAUACCAGAACAGCUGAGCAGGCAGGGUCCAUUGGGCCUGAGGAGCAGCAGCUGCUCUGGGAGGCCCAGUUGCGAGCCUUCCUCAAGGCAAUGGAGUCCUCUUCCUGUGUGGUGGGAAACUCACAGCUUCCAGGAAUGGGUCUGUGCAGAGGUCUUAAGACUUCCCUGCUGCCUGACGAGGCCGUUGCAGCCGCUUGUCAGCUACCUAAAGAAGAGUAUGCAAUGGAUCUCCAGGGAGCAGCCCAGGAAACGUGCAUCACAUCAGAUCCCAGUGGGAAGGUGAAGGAAGAGAGGGAGGAAGCGCUCGACACAGAGGUCCACCGCCAGUGCUUCAGGCGGUUCUGCUACGGAGGGUCAGGAGGGCCCCGAGAGGCUUGGCGUCAGCUCUGGGAGCUCUGCCACCAGUGGCUGCAGCCGGAGAGGCACAGCAAGGAGCAGAUCCUCGAGUUGGUGGUCCUGGAGCAGUUCCUGGCCGUCCUGCCAGCGGAGGUGGCGAGCUGGGUGCGAGAGUACAGGGCCGAGACCAGUUCCCAGGCAGUGGCCCUGGCGGAGGGCUUCCUCCUGAGCCAGGCUGAGGACAAGGAGCAGGAGGAGCAGCAGGCAAUGAGUCCGCUGGCAGAAGUGGCCCCUGAUUCUCGCAGGGCAGAGAAGCCUCGCUCGGACCGCAGGCAGAGUCCCCUGCUGAGGGGUGUCAAGCAGGAGGGCGGCAGACGUGUCUCCGUGGAGGGUACAGGAAGGAUGCCAGCAAUAAGUCCUCAGACAUCUCUUCUUCCAGAAGGAGCGGAACCUGAGCGGGGCCCACGGAUCUCUCAGGCGCUUGCGGUGUGUUUCACUGAAAGAUCGGCCCUGCCGGCUCUUGACCAGGGCGCCCCACGCAGGCAAAUGAUGGAAGAGGACUGUGGGAUCGUGUCCUAUCCUGAUGGAAACAGGUGUGAAGCAGACAAUGAGAGAGAACCAUGUGAGAUGUCACCGAAGAGAGGCAGAUGUCAAAAGAGUGAACAGCAAAGAAGGAAAAUUGAAGCCAGUCAGAAGGGGAAUGCACCCUUUGCUUCUCAAGGCAGUGAAUGCCAUGAUAUUGAAAUUCAGCAAAAAGUAGAUAAAAGAAAGAAAAACAAUAGGUGUCAGGUAGAUGAUAUUACUAUGAAAACUCUAAUCUCUCGUGAAAAAAUGCACACUGGAGAGAAAUGCUAUAAGUGCCUGGAAUGUAGGAAGAGCUUCAGUCAGCGUAUCGACCUCACUAAACAUCAAAGAAUACACACAGGAGAGAAACCAUACACUUGCUUGGAAUGUGGAAAGAGCUUCAGUCAGAAGGCAAAUCUCACUUCUCACCAAAGAUUCCAUACAGGGGAGAAGCCAUAUAAUUGCCUGGAGUGUGGAAGGAGUUUCAGUCACAAGAUAAAUCUCACUUCUCAUCAAGUCAUUCACACAGGGGAGAAACCAUAUAAAUGCCUGGAAUGUGGCAAGAGCUUCAGUCGGAAGAUGAAUCUUGCAUCUCAUCAAAGAGUUCACACAGGGGAGAAGCCACACACAUGCUUGGAGUGUGGAAAGAGCUUUGGGCAAAAGAAAGAUCUUACUUCUCAUGAAAGAAUUCACACAGGAGAAAAGCCAUAUAAAUGUUUGGAAUGUGGAAAGAGCUUCCACUUCAGGCAGAGUUUUAUGUACCAUCAAAGAAUUCAUACAGGUGAGAAACCAUUUAAAUGCUUGGAAUGUGGAAAAGGUUUCUAUCACACAACUAAUCUCACUUAUCAUCAAAGGAUUCACACAGGGGAAAGGCCAUUCAAAUGUUUGGAAUGUGGAAAGAGCUUCAGUCAGAAUGGGGACCUCAGUAAGCAUACAAAAAUUCACACAGGGGAAAGACCAUACAAAUGUUUAGAGUGUGGAAAGAGCUUCAUUCAGAGAUCAGAGCUGACUAGACAUCAAAGAAUUCACACAGGGGAAAAACCCUUUAAAUGCUUGGACUGUGGAAAGAGCUUCAGUCAGAAGACAAACCUCACUUCUCAUCAAAGAAUUCAUAAAGGGGGCAAAUGGAAAAGGGACCAGCCAGGCUGGGCCACGAACCAGCUUGACUCUAAGAUUGCCCCAGCAGUGACAAGAGGGGAGGAGGAAGCUCUUGCUCACGUGACGCGUGACAGGCAGAGAAAGGUGAAGGGGGUCCUGCAAGGAAUUCGGGAGCCCUACGUCGUGGACCUGCUCCGCCAGAAACAGGGCAGACGGGACACCUUGACGUUGCUCCACCACCGAGAGUCCUCUCACCGCAAAGCAAGAGCCCACACGGGAGAGAAAACAUUUGAAUGCUCAGACUGCGGAAAGAGCUGCGGCACAAAAAGCCACCUGGCAGCUCAUCUGCGCAUGCACACGGGAGAGAAACCGUUCACCUGUGCCAUCUGUGGGAAGAGCUUCUCUCAGAAAGGUAACCUUGUUAUUCAUGAACGACUCCAUGCAGAAGAGAAACCGUACAAAUGCUCAGAAUGCGGGAAGUCCUUCUGCAAAAAUGCUGACCUUCUCAGACAUCACCGAAACCAUACAGGGGAGAAACCAUAUAAAUGUUCGGACUGUGGGAGGUCUUUCAGCAUGAACUCGGACUUCAUUAGACACUACAGAACCCACACGGGAGACACUCGGUACAAGUGCUCUGAGUGUGGCAAAAAUUUCACUGGAGUCCAGGACAUUUCCUCUUGCUCUGACUGUUUACAAAUUCCUGUACAGAACAAUGCCUUGCAUUUACAGAGUCUCAAGAACAGCACCUCAUUCACGCAGUUUUUGCCCAUAUACAGAAGAGAAAUAAGAUUCUUUGGCUUUUUGGAGCACGGAUCAGAGAUGGCUGGGGAGGACUCAGCUGGCCCUGAAGCAGGAAGAGACCCAGUCAAUGCUGGGAACUGCGAAGAAUUCCCGGAAAAAACAGGGAAGAUGAUCCCGGGAAAGGACACGGUCAACUCGCAUGUGCAGCACCAGCGUUUCAGAGAGUUCGCUUACCGGGCAACGGAGGGGCCUCGACAGGUGUGCAGCCAGCUCCACCACCUUUCCGGUCAGUGGCUGAAGCCGGAGCGACACACCAAGAACCAAAUGCUGGACCUGGUGAUCCUGGAGCAGUUCCUGGCCAUCCUGCCGGUGGAGAUGGCCAGCUGGGUGAGGGAAUGCGGAGCGGAGACGUGCUGCCAGGCGGUGGCCCUGGCGGAGGGCUUCCUCCUGAGCCAGGCCGAGGACAGGAGGCAGGAGCAGCAGCAGCAGGUAAAGAGACUGUUUGCAGAAGGAGGACCUGAUUUCCCGGCAGCCAAAGCGACCCCAGCAGACACCAGGCAGAGCCCCCCGCAAAGGGAGAUCAAGCGGGAGGAAGAUGAUCGUGCCUCUUUGAGUGGGGCUGGAUGGGUGCUGGCAACUGGAAUGCAGCCCUCGCUUUUUCUUUGUGAUGCAGAGGAUUCAAACCAGGGUCUGGUGAGCUUUGAAGACAUUGCCUUGUGCUUCACGGAGGAGGAGUGGGCCCUGCUGGAUCCUGACCAGAGAGCUCUGCACAGGCAGAUCAUGGCAGAAAACCGUGGGAUCGUGGCCUCUCUCGAAAGUGACAUGUGUGAACUAGAGUGUAAGAGAGAACCGUGUGAGACAUCACCAAAAAAGGACAGAUGUGAAAAUAAUGCAAAGCAAAGAAAGAAAAUAGAAGUAAAUUGCAAUAUAAGAAAUAACUCCUCUGCUUCUCAGAGUAAUGGGAACCAUAAUACCAAAAUUCAAGAAGAAAUACAGAAAAGACAGGAAAAUAAUAUAUACUAUAUGCAUCUGAAAACUUUGAACACUGAAUUAAAAAAUAAAACUCAUUCUAUAAUUGAUACAUUCAAAAAAACUCAAACAUACUUGGAUUGUGAAAAAAGCUUCAGUUUGAAGAAACAUUUAACUUGUCAUCAAAGAACUCAUAUAGAGGAGAAACCAUAUAAAUGCUCUGAAUGUGGAAAGAGCUUCACUCGGCGGACACAUCUCACUUCUCAUCAGAGAACUCACACAGGGGAGAAACCAUAUGAAUGUCUGGAAUGUGGAAAGAGCUUUAGUGAGAAUCAAACUCUCAUUUCCCAUCAAAGAAUUCACACUGGGGAGAAACCCUAUCAUUGUUUGGAGUGUGGAAAGAGCUUCAGUCGGAGGGGAACUCUUAUUUCUCACCAAAGAGUUCACACAGGGGAGAAACCCUAUCAUUGUUUGGAGUGUGGGAAGAGCUUCAGUGGUAAAAGAUAUCUCAGAUUCCAUCAAAGAAUUCACACAGGGGAGAAACCAUAUAAAUGUUUGGAAUGUGGGAAGAGGUUCACUAAGAAAAUAAAUCUCACUCAACAUGAAAGAACUCAUACGGGUGAGAAACCAUAUAAAUGUUUAGAAUGUGGAAAGAGCUUCAGUCAGAAGGGAACGCUUAGUUAUCAUCAAAGAAUUCACACAGGUGAGAAGCCAUAUAAAUGCUUGGAGUGUGGAAAAAGCUUCAGUGGAAAUCACACACUCACUUCGCAUCAGAGGACUCACACAGGGGAGAAACCCUAUAAAUGCUUGGAGUGUGGAAAGAGCUUCAGUCAGAAAGGAACUCUCAUUUCUCAUCAACGAAUCCACAUAGGAGAGAAACCUUAUCAUUGUUCACAAUGUGGGAAAAGCUUCAGUGGGAAGAGAUAUUUAGGUUCCUAUCAAAGAACUCACAAAGGGCAGAAACUGUAUCAUUGCUUCGAAUGUGUAAAAAGCUUGAGUCUGAAGAGAAAACUUGCUUCUCACCAAAGGACUCACAGAGGGGAGAAACCCUAUCAUUGUUCAGACUGUGGGAAGAGCUUCAGUCACAAGAAUCAUCUGACUUGCCAUCAAAGAAUUCACACGGGAGAGAAACCCUAUCAUUGUUCAGAGUGUGGGAAGAAGUUUACGCAGAAGUCACACCUCAACGCUCACCAAAGAAUUCACACGGGGGAGAAACCAUAUACAUGUUUGGAGUGUGGAAAGAAAUUUACGCAAAAGUCCCAUCUCAAUGGACAUAACAGAAUUCACACCGGAGAGAAGCCACAUAAAUGUUUGGACGGGAAGGCUAGCCAUGGGGCCUUUCCUUCUGUAGGUCAGGAGCAGCAGGGGCGAGAAGAAGGGGCAUCCCAUGCCAGGUGCGCACUGCAGGCCCCUGGACGCUCUUCCUGGAAAGAGUCGGGACCCCUGAAACAGUCUUGUCCUAGACUGGCUGAAAAGGUACGGGGGGCCGUUGUGCCAAAAUUGGAAGCGAUCGAACAGCCUUUAACUCGGCCGUUUGUCUUUGAAAUGUCAGACUGGAGUGACGCCAGCAUCGAGUCAGCCAGCGAGAGCGACCAUGAGGACAGUCUGGACUUGCCAGGCCGGAGGACGCGGGGCGUGUGGAUGGAGCAACAGGCAGCGGACGGGAAAAGGAUGGCGCCUCCCAGUGCCGCUGCAGACACUGCCUCCCUUCCUCCUGCUGCAGCAGCCGGCUUGUCUCAGCCAUGCAAGAACAAGGGGGAGGGGACCGCAUCUCCUGUAGCAGCGAUGCAUUUUGUAGCGGAGGACCAGGAGCAGUGGAGAAGCACGCAGUUUUGUGAGCUGAUUAAGAUCAACCAAGCUGCGAUCGAAGGGUACCGGGAUUCUGGGGCAGACGUCACCACCGUCGCCUCGCAGAACGUGCAGCCUACUCAGGUCUUGGCAGGAGAGACGUUGACGGUGAAGCCCAGCGAUUCCUCUAGUCAGGAGGCCUCUCUAACCUGGAUGUGGAUCAAGUAUCAAGGGUGGGAGGAAAAAGUUGAUCAGGACUCCUGGGGAGUGAUUAUGGGAAAUGGCCUGGGCUAUAGGGUGGCGCUGGAGCAGGCGAGCGGGUGCGGUUCAGGCCCUACAAGUGCAGAGACCUCAAGUGAUGGUAGGGAGUCCGGUAGCUCCAGGUCUGCCUCCACCCACUCCGAGUGCUCUUCCGGGACUUGGGAAGGAGAAGGAGGCUUGCCCUGCCAUCAUGCCGACCGGAGCGUUAAGCACUGAGAAUGUAUUGGCAGAAUGAUCCAGGGAGGAGCAGAACCAUAAUUGGGAGACUAGUGGAGAAGCAGGGAGAGACCAAACCAGCUCGCCUAGUGGUCAAGCCCUUUGAGCCACUGACCCCACACAGUCCAGUUGUGGGAAGGAGGGGUGGGGAGCAGACAUUCCCAUCUCAUAAAAGCUUUCACUGUGGGACAACUUGUAAAACUUCUUGGGAUACGGAAAAAAUGAAAUCUGACCUUACUGCUCAUCAGAGAAUUCACACCAGGGGAAAACCUGGAAAGAACUUUAGUAACUGUUAUUUUUUGCUUAUAUCACACAGUGAAAUACAAUGACUUCUGGACCAUGACUGUUCCCCAAAUAUUGUGCAGGAUGGGUUUUCUCUGUUAAGGGCAUUCCAGAUUUCUACAGGGCUCAAUGUUUUGGCUUUGCAACAUCUUCUGGGAGUCUGUAGGCCUAUUCAGGGUCCCAGCUCUGAGGUCCCACAACUCCAAAGGCUGAGUCCCCACUUCACCUCCAUCACACCCAACGUGGGUAGAUGCAUGCUGGUUCUAUCUGGGCCUGAGAGGGGUCAAAGGGGUGUGCCAAGGGCAGGAAGGAGAUGCACAUAAGCUGCUGAAUUCAGAGGUUUAGGUGCAUCAAGGGAACACCAAUAAACUUGUCAAUUAUUUUUGUAAAGGGGUUAAGAAGGAAAAAAUACAUACUCCAACACUAAUUAAAUAUGUGCACUUUGCAGAAUCCAGUUAAUGUACCUUCAGGGGGUAAAGGAUUGGUCCUUUGGUGGAGUCAUGCACAAAAAGUUCCAGCAUGAUAAGUCCCAAUGUUUUAUGGCUUAUACAGUGACCUCUUGAGUUAAUACUGUGUCUCUUGAAUUCAGAGAUCCAUCUGAUGAAAGCUACCAUUAUUCCUAAUUUCAAGCCAUUAUGAUAAAAACUAGCAGGUUUGAAAGUGCUUAGUUAACACAAUUCCCCUUUGUUCCCGAAUUUUCAGGAAAGGCGGAUCAUUUCUUGGGUGAAAACUAUUGAUGCAUUUUGUUCUGGGGAGUUCUUAUUGGUUGGUGGGUUGCAGAUCAAUGAGGUUUUCCUGCCCCAUUCAAGCCUAUGGCAGCAGCUGCUCUCAGAAUUAGUUUGGCCGUGUUUGAUCAUCAUCUCAGGCUCCGGGGAUGCCAGAGCUGCACUGUUUUGCAUGGAUUCUGUGCUGCACCAAUGUACAUCUGUUCCUUUAGUUCCAAAAAGCCAGAUAACACUACGUGUUCCUGUGUGACAGCUAGGACAACGAAGCAGGCACGGGCCAGCCAACUCACUGGAGGAGCCCAGUAGCAAACCAGUGAAGUGUUGUGGCCCAGCUCCAGUUCUGCGGAGGGCCCUACAUUUAUAGCCAGAAUCUGCUCAGAGGGGCAAAGCAGCUGUCUGUGGGUGCAGGACCUCCUGCCUAAGCUCCUCAGCAUCCAGUGUGGGCAGUCAGGCUACCUCUGGGGAAGGAGGGAGCACAUGGCCAGAUAACCCUAGCGUCUUUGGACUUCAUCCUGUGAAAUACCUGCUGUACUUCUCGUUGACCAUGAAUUUGGGUGGUGCUUCAGCCUCAAGGAAUCCUGAGCCCUCCAGCCUUGGGGCUAAGCCUCACUCUCGCACUUUCGUGUGCCUGGAUCCAUGCUUUGGGGCGAUUCCAAAGUGGAGGCAUUGCUUCUGGUUAACUGGAUGUGUGAGGUUACUCUGGACUUACCCUUGUCUUUGGAGUCCUCGAUUUGAUAGGACUGGGUUCUCGGAACACGAAGGUUCCAGCACGAUUUGUAAGGUUGGCACUUAUGCAUGGGUUUGUUCAGGUUUUUCUCCAGGAUCCUUGCCUUCACCUGCCUGAGAUGGAUGACCCCAGGACUCAUUCAGCCCCCGCCCUAUGUCCUGAGCCACAGGGACAACAACGGGGAAACCAUAUUCUCUGGAUCUCUUAAAUCUAGCAUCUUUGGAAUGUUGUAGAAUCACUUGUUCAGACUAGCUGAAUGAUUUUGGAGAAAUAUUGGGAUUUUCCAUAAUAAAGAAUCUCACUGAGUUGCAUUGACACAA
This is a messenger RNA of Varanus komodoensis (Komodo dragon), 8434 nucleotides long. RefSeq lists its product as uncharacterized. Gene Ontology annotation, biological process: negative regulation of transcription by RNA polymerase II; regulation of cytokine production; regulation of immune system process. Bases 264 to 6380 code for a protein of 2038 amino acids. The record is from RefSeq and is a predicted model, not a curated record. The transcript is spliced from 15 exons. NCBI's taxonomy places the organism in Eukaryota, Metazoa, Chordata, Lepidosauria, Squamata, Varanidae.